AUGAUUAUCUAUGUUUAUUUUUUAGUUUGUAUAUUCCAAUAUUUUUACAGUAUAAACUUUGAAAUUGGAAAAAAUAACCUAAAAACAGAAUUAUGUCUUAGAUGUGGAAGAAUUCUAGCAGAACAACAACGAGGAACAAGUAGUAGAAGAGUAAGAUCAACCAAUUCACAUGAAAAAUUUUUGGAUAUUUGGUUAAAGUAUAUUGAAGAAGAUUUUUUUGAUAAUCUAAAUAAAUUAACUGAAAGUUUUACACCUAACAAUACCCAGAAUUUUUUAGAAUGGAUGUAUCAAAAAGGUAGAAAUAUUACAAAUGUAUUAAAUUUAUCAUCAGAUCCUGAGGUAAAGAGUUUUUUUAAUAAAACCCUGACUUCAUGGAGAGGCUUUACAGAUAAAGUUCUAUUAGAUAAGGCAUUAGAUACAUUUAUCCAAGAAAGAAUGUUAAAUGCUGCAAAUGUAACAACAAAUCUUAAUGGUUCAUCAUCUACAUCUGCAUCAUCACAUAAUUCACCAUCUACCUCCAUUUCAUUACCCACACCAACUGAAUCAUCUAACAUAACUACAUUGCCCAUAUCUACUUUAUCACCUGAAUCAACUGUAUCACCUACAACUGCUUUGUCAUCCGACUCUGAUUUAUCAUCAUCAACCAGUUUUUUACCUACAAUUUCAUCAGAUUCUCAUAAUAAUUCUACGACUCCUAUAAAAAAUACAAGUGAUUCUCCUACUAUUCUUUCUACAAAUGAAAUAAAUACUGCUACUGUUUUAACGAAUAAUCCAACUGCAUUAAUCCCUACACAACAUGGUGGUGGCUUAACUGGUGCAACAUGUACAGGAUUAUUAUGUGGACCAGCUUUUGUUGCUCUUCCUGUUUCUGUUGCUCUUCUCGGGGGAGUUUUUUUUUUUGUUCUUCUUUAUAUGUAUACUCCUGUUGGAAAAUUUCUUGGAAGAGAUAAUCCAAAAAAAAAAAAAGCAAAGAAAAGAUUAAAUGAAAUACCUAUGGAAUGUAUAAAUUCUCCUAAAUUAUUAAAAGUAAAAAGAACAGAAAAUGCAAAGAGAAGUAGAUUACAUAGAUUUCUUCGUGCAUUCGGUUACGACAAGAAUUUUCCCUAUAUAGAUGAAGAUAUACCCUCAGAUCAAGCUUCAUUAACCUUUUUGGCUAUAAAAGGACUAGCUAUGUGGAGAAUACAUAGUUGUGCUAACUAA
Molecule: messenger RNA, 1200 nt
Organism: Plasmodium gallinaceum
Lineage: Eukaryota; Apicomplexa; Aconoidasida; Haemosporida; Plasmodiidae
Product: PIR-like protein
Exons: 4
Coding region: 1-1200 (399 amino acids)
Source: RefSeq, a predicted model, not a curated record